AUGAAGUCAGCUCUUGCACUCUUCGCUCUUCCGGCAUUCACAUAUGCCCAGCAACUAUGUGGGCAGUUCGAGUCUCAUUCGGCUUUCGGCUUCUACGUCAACAACAACGAGUGGGGCGCUGCUGCCGGCAAGGGAGAGCAGUGCACGUACGUUGACAACAUCAAGAAGGACGGCGUCGCGUGGCACACAGACUGGACCUGGUCUGGCGGGGACUACAACGUCAAGAGCUACCCGUACUCUGGCCGCGAGCUUCCCACCAAGCCUCUUGUUAGCAACAUCACAAGGCUCCCUACCCGGGCGCAAUGGCAAUACAACGGCAACAACGUCCGGGCCAAUGUUGCCUAUGAUCUCUUUACAGCUGCCGACCCCAAUCACAGUGGUAGCAGCGGCGACUACGAGCUCAUGGUGUGGGUUGGAAACCUCGGAAACGUACAUCCGAUCGGCGAGUCGAGAGGCACAGUGACUAUCGACGGCCGCAAAUGGGAGCUUUUCGUCGGAAACAACGGCGCCAUGAAGGUUUUCAGCUUCGUCGCCCCAAGCAAGGUCGAAGAUUUCGAUUCCGAUAUCCUGCCAUUCUUCGACCACAUGACCCAAAAGUACAACUUUCCAGCCAAGAAACAGCAUCUCAUUACAUUCCAAUUCGGAACCGAGCCCUUCACGGGAACAAAUGCCAAGUUCGACGUCUGGUACUGGAACGGAGAGGUCCAUUGA
Purpureocillium lilacinum is the source of this 711-nucleotide messenger RNA. RefSeq lists its product as uncharacterized. Gene Ontology annotation, biological process: polysaccharide catabolic process. Lineage: Eukaryota; Fungi; Ascomycota; Sordariomycetes; Hypocreales; Ophiocordycipitaceae. Gene Ontology annotation, molecular function: cellulase activity. The record is from RefSeq and is a predicted model, not a curated record.